AUGGAGCUCUCGGAUGUGCGCUGCCUUAGCGGCAGCGAAGAACUCUACACCAUCCACCCGACGCCCCCGGCCGGCGACGGCGGGAGCGGGUCCCGGCCUCAGCGGCUGCUGUGGCAGACGGCGGUGCGGCACAUCACCGAGCAGCGCUUCAUCCACCCGCACCGCGGCGGCAGUGGCAGCGGCGGCGGCGGGAGCGCAAGCUCGGACAAAAGCGCAGACCCUGCGGUAGGCGGCCCCAACCACCACGCGCCGCAGCUGUCCGGCGACUCGGCGCUGCCCCUCUACUCGCUGGGCUACGGGGAGCGCGCGCACAACACUGGCGGCAUCAAAAUUUUCCCGGAGCGCCGAGGGAGCGGCAGCGCCAGCGGGGGCGGGGGCGACUUGGGUUUCCUGCAUCUCGACUGCGCCCCGAGCAACUCGGAUUUCUUCCUCAGUGGGGGCUAUAGCUACCGAGGGGUCAUUUUCCCUACGCUGCGCAACUCCUUCAAGUCGCGGGAUCUGGAACGCCUCUACCAGCGCUAUUUCCUAGGCCAGAGGCGCAAAUCCGAGGUGGUGAUGAACGUGCUGGACGUGUUGACCAAACUCACCCUCUUGGUUCUCCACCUGAGCCUGGCCUCAGUACCCAUGGACCCUCUCAAGGGCAUUCUGCUGGGUUUUUUCACUGGCAUCGAGGUGGUGAUCUGCGCCCUGGUCGUGGUCAGAAAGGACACCACCUCCCACACGUACCUGCAGUACAGUGGCGUGGUUACCUGGGUGGCCAUGACCACCCAGAUCCUGGCAGCAGGCCUCGGCUACGGGCUCUUGGGUGACGGCAUUGGCUACGUGCUCUUCACCCUCUUCGCCACCUACAGCAUGGUGCCGCUGCCGCUCACCUGGGCCAUUCUGGCCGGCCUGAGCACCUCGCUUCUGCAAGUGGUCCUCCAACUGGUCAUCCCCAGACUGGCGGUCAUUUCCAUCAACCAGGUGAUGGCCCAGGUAGUGCUUUUCAUGUGCAUGAACACAGCUGGAAUCUUCAUCAGUUACCUGUCUGACCGGGCCCAGCGCCAGGCCUUCCUGGAGACACGGAGGUGUGUGGAGGCCAGGCUGCGCCUAGAAACGGAGAACCAGAGACAGGAGCGGCUUGUGCUGUCUGUUCUCCCCAGAUUUGUCGUCCUGGAAAUGAUCAACGACAUGACCAACGUGGAAGACGAGCACCUGCAGCACCAGUUCCACCGGAUCUACAUCCACCGCUACGAGAACGUCAGUAUUCUUUUUGCAGAUGUGAAAGGAUUUACCAGCCUCUCCACAACCUUGUCUGCUCAGGAACUGGUCAGGAUGCUCAAUGAACUCUUCGCCAGAUUUGAUCGACUGGCCCAUGAGCAUCACUGUCUCCGCAUUAAGAUCCUGGGAGACUGUUACUACUGCGUUUCUGGACUUCCAGAACCCCGUCAGGACCAUGCGCACUGCUGUGUUGAAAUGGGCCUCAGCAUGAUUAAGACCAUCAGGUAUGUGCGGUCCAGGACGAAGCAUGACGUUGACAUGAGGAUUGGAAUCCACUCGGGCUCAGUGCUGUGUGGUGUGUUGGGCCUGCGGAAGUGGCAGUUUGAUGUCUGGUCUUGGGAUGUAGACAUUGCAAACAAACUUGAAUCUGGAGGGAUCCCCGGGAGGAUCCACAUUUCCAAGGCCACACUGGACUGCCUCAACGGCGACUACAAUGUGGAAGAGGGCCACGGAAAAGAGAGGAAUGAAUUCCUGCGGAAGCAUAAUAUAGAAACCUAUUUAAUUAAGCAGCCGGAGGAGAGUCUGCUGUCCUUGCCUGAAGACAUUGUCAAGGAGUCAGUGAGCUCAUCUGAUAGGAGGAACAGUGGGGCGACCUUCACAGAAGGGUCUUGGAGCCCUGAGCUGCCCUUUGAUAACAUAGUGGGGAAACAGAACUAUUCUCAAAUGAGGGAUGACGUGUUCAAGUCAAACUUGGUCUGUGCGUUUAUCGUUCUACUGUUUAUCACGGCAAUCCAAAGUUUGCUUCCUGCUUCAAGGGUGAUGCCAACAGCCAUCCAGUUUUCUAUACUGAUCAUGCUGCAUUCGGCCCUGAUCCUCAUCACCACGGCAGAGGAUUACAAGUGUUUGCCUCUCAUUCUUCGGAAAACUUGCUGUUGGAUUAAUGAGACCUAUUUGGCCCGGAACGUCAUUAUCUUCGCAUCCAUCUUGAUUAAUUUCCUGGGUGCCAUCCUAAAUAUUCUGUGGUGUGAUUUUGACAAGUCGAUACCCUUGAAGAACCUGACUUUCAAUUCCUCAGCUGUGUUUACAGAUAUCUGCUCCUAUCCAGAGUAUUUCGUCUUCACGGGUGUGUUGGCCAUGGUGACCUGUGCAGUUUUCCUGCGACUUAACUCCGUCCUGAAGCUGGCUGUACUGCUGAUUAUGAUUGCCAUCUAUGCCCUGCUGACUGAGACCAUCUAUGCAGGCCUCUUUCUGCGCUAUGACGACCUGAACCACAGUGGAGAAGAUUUCCUAGGGACCAAGGAGGCAUCUCUCCUACUGAUGGCCAUGUUCCUCCUUGCUGUGUUCUACCACGGACAGCAGCUGGAAUACACCGCCCGCCUGGACUUCCUGUGGCGAGUGCAGGCCAAGGAGGAGAUCAAUGAGAUGAAGGAGUUGAGGGAGCACAACGAGAACAUGCUCCGGAACAUCCUGCCCAGUCACGUGGCCCGGCACUUCCUGGAGAAAGACCGAGACAACGAGGAGCUGUAUUCUCAGUCCUAUGAUGCUGUUGGAGUGAUGUUUGCCUCCAUCCCAGGGUUUGCUGACUUUUACUCUCAGACUGAAAUGAAUAACCAAGGAGUGGAAUGUUUGCGCUUGCUGAAUGAGAUCAUCGCUGACUUCGAUGAGUUGCUAGGUGAAGACCGGUUCCAAGACAUUGAGAAAAUCAAGACCAUCGGCAGCACCUACAUGGCAGUGUCGGGUUUGUCUCCUGAAAAGCAGCAAUGUGAAGACAAGUGGGGUCAUCUGUGUGCCCUGGCCGACUUCUCACUGGCCCUGGCUGAAAGCAUACAGGAGAUCAACAAACAUUCCUUCAACAACUUCGAGCUCCGGAUCGGCAUCAGCCACGGCUCAGUGGUAGCUGGCGUUAUUGGUGCAAAGAAACCCCAGUAUGACAUUUGGGGCAAAACGGUGAACCUGGCCAGCCGGAUGGACAGCACAGGGGUCAGUGGCAGGAUCCAGGUUCCAGAGGAGACCUAUCUCAUCCUGAAAGAGCAGGGCUUUGCCUUCGACUACCGAGGGGAGAUCUACGUCAAAGGUAUCAGUGAACAGGAAGGAAAAAUCAAAACGUACUUUCUGCUGGGAAGAGUCCAACCCAACCCAUUCAUCUUGCCCCCGAGAAGACUACCCGGGCAGUACUCCUUGGCCGCUGUUGUCCUGGGUCUUGUGCAGUCCCUCAACAGGCAACGGCAGAAACAGCUGCUCAAUGAGAACAACAACACGGGGGUCAUCAAAGCCCACUACAACCGGCGGACUUUGUUGACGCCCAGUGGACCCGAGCCCGGAGCCCAAGCCGAAGGCAAUGACAAAUCCGAUUUGCCAUAA
Messenger RNA from Chrysochloris asiatica (Cape golden mole), 3561 nucleotides. It is a transcript of the gene ADCY8, whose product is annotated as adenylate cyclase 8 (brain). Gene Ontology annotation, molecular function: adenylate cyclase activity. The coding region runs from base 1 to 3561 and encodes 1186 amino acids. Gene Ontology annotation, cellular component: plasma membrane. The transcript has 17 exons. The record is from RefSeq and is a predicted model, not a curated record. Lineage: Eukaryota; Metazoa; Chordata; Mammalia; Afrosoricida; Chrysochloridae. Gene Ontology annotation, biological process: cAMP biosynthetic process; intracellular signal transduction; adenylate cyclase-activating G protein-coupled receptor signaling pathway.